GAACACAACUGUCUUCUUAUGUCAGCAUUGUCAGCUGAUUUUCUUGUUGAUCGUAUUUCGUGUUACUGGUUACUUUCCGUACUGCAGUUUGAGCAAGGUUGAGCGUGAAUCAUACAUUAAUCAUUUGUUAUCUGGUAUGACAAAGUAUUUGAACAGUAAACAGAGUCUAAUGGCACCCCGGUAUUCCACACGAGAAAUGGCAGAGAUGGUUUUCUGCUACGGUUUAGCUAAUGGAAAUGGUCGACAAGCUCGUGCGUUCUACGCCGAAAAAUAUCCAAAACGCCGGAUACCAACCCACAAGAUGUUUAGCGGGUUAUUCCAGCGACUUGUAGAAACUGGAUCAUUGGCACGACCAAGAUCAGAGGGAACUUUCUCAGUUCGCACGGCUGAUAUUGAGGAACGGGUAUUGAGAAGAGUGCAAGACGAUCCACAAACAAGUAUUAGAAAAAUAGCAACAGAUGAAGGCCUCAGUCCUUCUCUUGUCUGCUCAAUUCUUCACGAUGAGAGAGAAUAGUCAAUUCUGUACAUGUAUCAAUAAUAAAUUUAUUAAUAAAAUAUCCAAAAACAUGA
Messenger RNA from Temnothorax curvispinosus, 570 nucleotides. RefSeq lists its product as uncharacterized. The coding region runs from base 137 to 514 and encodes 125 amino acids. NCBI's taxonomy places the organism in Eukaryota, Metazoa, Arthropoda, Insecta, Hymenoptera, Formicidae. The record is from RefSeq and is a predicted model, not a curated record. The transcript is spliced from 2 exons.